Messenger RNA from Danio rerio (zebrafish), 2314 nucleotides. The record is from RefSeq and is marked validated. Gene Ontology annotation, molecular function: hydrolase activity; glycerophospholipase activity. NCBI's taxonomy places the organism in Eukaryota, Metazoa, Chordata, Actinopteri, Cypriniformes, Danionidae. Gene Ontology annotation, biological process: phospholipid catabolic process; lipid catabolic process.
AACAGCUGCUGUGUUGUUGCUGAUCCUGAGGAUUUGACAAGAAUCACGACUUACUAAUUACAGAUGAGUGGACCCAAUUUCCAGGAAAGUGAAGUGCGAAUCGCACACUCUCUGAAUAAGAAUGAGGAGGAGUUUGUAGCUAAAAGGAGAAAAGAUGUUCUGCAAAGCCUGGAGAAAAUCGGCAUAAGCUGCAAUCAGGAAAAUGUGCCAAACAUUGCAUUACUGGGUUCUGGAGGAGGACAAAGAGCCAUGGUGGGAUUGCUGGGAUGCCUGGAUCAGCUUGAUAAAGCAGGUCUUCUGGACUGUGUGCUCUAUCUGAGCGGAGUCUCUGGAUCCACCUGGUGCAUGGCCUCCUUAUAUCAGGAACCAGACUGGUCCACUAAACUACAGACGGUCAAAGACAGAAUCAUCAGCAGAAUCAGCGGUCCUGCAGUCAGCUGGAAAGAUGCACAUAACAAACUGUUGAAAUAUUUCAGUGAGAAAGACUACUUCAGCUUGACUGACGUCUGGGCAGUGCUGGCCGUCACAACAUUUGUGAAAGAGAUGGAUGAGAGCACACUCAGUGAUCAGCAGGAGCAGCACAAGAAAGACCCGCUUCCCAUCUACACAGUGAUCGACAAGCAAUGCAAAGAUGGAGACCCCUGGUUCGAGAUCACUCCAUAUGAAGCAGGUUAUUCCCUCACUGGAGCAUUUGUGGACACUCCCAGCUUCGGCAGCCAGUUUGAGAACGGCCGUAAGGUCAAACCUCAGCCUGAAGUGGACAUGCUGUACCUGCAAAGUCUUUGUGGCAGUGCUUUAGGUGACAGACAAAUGAUUCACAGCUUCAUCUUGGGAAAAAUACAAGAGUUCUUUACACAAUCAACACCUGCUGAGGAAACCAAAAAGGAUCCAAACACACCACCAGAAGACCAGUGUUCUCAGGUGCUGACGGAUCUUACCGACAUGAAUAUCUGUGUGUUGAAAGGCCAGGAUCCUACUCCUCUUGACGAAUCCAUCAGAACAAAGCUGACUGAGCUCUCUGGAGAUGAACAACAGCUCAUAUCUCAAGUGAAAAAAGUGAAUAUCCGUGAUAAAAGAGAAGCAGAACCAGAAAUCAAUCAAUACACAGAGGAUGUGUGCGACUUCAUGUGUAAAUUGAAGCUAAGCUUGCCUCUAGGCACUCGGAUGCGGAUGGCUAUUUCUAAAUGCAUGGCUCAAUGGAUCUGGGGCAGGAAUUAUGACUUUCUCCACAACAUGAAACAUGAAGAGGUGCCUACUGCUCUUCUGAAAAGUGACACCAGAGACUAUGAAGAUGCCGGGCUGUUGCUGAACUCACCCUACUUCUCGGUGCUGAGAAAAGAAAGAAACGUUGACCUCAUCAUUUCUCUGGAUUUCAGCGAAGGCGAUCCUUUCAUGACAGUGAGAGACGCUGCUGAAACCUGCGGAAAACUAAACAUCCCUUUCCCUCAAGUCAACAUUACUGCUGAGGACGUCAAGAAACCGAAGGACUUCUAUGUGUUCAAAGGCCAAAACACUCCAACAGUGAUUCACAUCCCUCUCUUUAAUGUGGUCAACUGUGGAGAUCAACUUGAGGAUUGGAGGAGCAAAUAUGCCACCUUCCAACAAGCUUUCAGUGCUGAGAUGAUCACUGACCUAAUGAACGUCGCUGGAAAAAACAUCUUGAACAACAGAGAGAGACUGAUGGAGGAGAUUCGUGCAGUCAUUGUGUAAAAAUGACACGAUGAUCUGAACAUCAGUGGAGUUUUCUCAUAUAAGGAUCCAAAGUGUUCAAUGUUUGAUUUUUCCAAUGCAAAUUCACGUUACAGUUACCCUAAUGUUGUCAUUGGUGUGUAUUUAUUCCAAAACUAUAAGAGUGAAAUUUCAUAUUUACUGAUGUUCAACCAGCAGCUGUGCAGUCAAUGUGUUAUCAAAGAGAGCUGUUGACUUUCCUUUUACUUAGUCUUCUUCUUAUUAAAGGGACAAUUCAUCCAAAGAUGACAUUCUGUCAUCAUUUUCUCACCCUUGACCUGUUUUAAAUCAGUUUAGUGAUCAGUCACGUCUUCUGUUGAUCACAAUAAUAUUUUGAAGAAAACUGAAACCCUGUAACCGCUGAAAUUCAUGAUAAAAAAAAGCAAAUGCUUUGUAUUUCAAUGGUUACUGGAUUCAAAAAUCCUUCAAAAUAUCUUUCUUUAUAUUUAAAAGAAGAUAAAAACUCAAAUUGGUUUGGAGAAGAGUGAUUUAAUUUUUAAUUUUGGGUGGAUCGUAGUUUUGGCUAUCCCUUUAAAGGAUGGGUCUCAAACUGAAAUUGUCGGGGGGCAUAUCAGUGACUGACAAU